Paramecium pentaurelia is the source of this 1317-nucleotide messenger RNA. Lineage: Eukaryota; Ciliophora; Oligohymenophorea; Peniculida; Parameciidae. The record is from the annotation of a GenBank genome assembly.
AUGAGAGAAAUUAUACAACUAUAAAUAGGAUAAUGUGGAAAUCAAAUAGGAACUAAGUUUUGGGAGGAAAUAGCUUAAGAACAUAAUAUCGAUGAGAAUGGAUAAUUAAUUGAAUAAGAACAUGAGAUUCAAUAAUAUUUAGAUGUUUAUUUUAAUGAAGUAAAUGGAAACAGAUACAUUCCAAGAAAUGUUUUAAUAGAUUUAGAACCAGGAACAUUGGAUAGUAUUAGAGCAAGCAGAUAUGGAAAAUUAUUUAGACCUGACAAUUUUAUUUUUAGUUAAGGUGGAGCAGGUAAUAAUUUUGCAAUUGGACAUUAUACUAAUGGAACUGAAAUAUUGAAUGAAGUUUUGGAUGUAAUAAGACAUCAAGUUGAAAAUUCAGAUUGUUUAUAAGGAUUUUAGAUGACUCAUUCUUUAGGAGGUGGAACUGGAUCAGGUUUUGGUACUUUAUUAUUGUCAAAAUUGUAAGAGGAUUAUUGUGAUAGAAUAUUUUAAGCAUAUUCUGUAUUUCCUUCAAUAAAAGUAAGUGAUGCAGUAGUAGAAUAUUAUAAUACUGCUGUUGCUGUAAAUCAUUUAAUUGAAAACUGUUAAUAGUGUAUGUCAAUUGAUAAUGAAGCUCUGUACAACAUUUGUACAAAUACUUUAAAACUUAAGAAUACAUGUUAUGGAGAUUUAAAUCAUAUAAUUUCAGCUUCAAUGUCAGGAACAACUUGUUCACUUAGAUUUCCAGGAUAAUUAAAUAGUAGUUUAAGAAAAUUAAGUGUGAAUUUGGUACCAUUCCCAAGAUUACAUUUCUUCACAACUUCAUUUGCCCCUUUAACUUCUAGACAAAGUUUAUAAUAUAGAUCAUUAAAAAUAUCAGAAGUCAGUGAUUAAAUGUUUGAUCCUUAAAAUUAAAUGUGUGCAAUCAACUGCAAAUAAGGAAGAUAUUUAAGUGGAGCUUGUAUAUAUAGAGGAUAAUUUUCAAGUUCAGAAGUUGAAAAAUAAAUGAUUCAAUUUUAGAAAAAGAAUCCUUAAAAUUAAGUUUAAUGGUUACCAAAUAAUAUGAAGGUUUCAUAAUGUAAUGUAUCUUAGAAGGGAAUAGUUAAUUCAGGAACAUUUAUUGGAAAUACAACUGCUAUUAAUGAAAUGUUUAGAAGAAUCCAUAACAAUUUUUAGGCUAUGUUCAAAAGAAAAGCAUUUCUUCAUUGGUAUACAAAUGAAGGAAUGGAUGAAUUGGAAUUCACUGAAGCUGGUGCAAAUAUAGAAGAUCUUAUCUCAGAAUAUUUAUAAUAUUCAGAAGGUAAUGAUGAUGAUGAUGAGGAAUAAUAAGUAUGA